AUGUUUGGGGACACAGCAGAUAUCGCCACAGCUGAUGUCAGGAGCUGGGGCUUAGAGCUACAAAACAUGAUGCAAGCAGGCACAGAAGAGGUUGUCCACAUGAGGCCGCUGAGGCUGGAGCUGCUGGACUUCCAGCAUGAGGGCUUAACUUCUCCAAGCACCUCCAUCUUCAAGGAACACACCAGAUGCUUGCCAGAUGUGGAGAGCAAUGCAGGUCACCCUGCCCUGCCCCAUUCCCACUCCUACAAGAUGAGUGCCAAAUCCCAAGACCCUGCCACUGGCGCCACCCAGAUGAGAGACUUGGGCGAGAGCUGGCCAGGCAGGGAGAGUCUGGUGGUCUUGCGUCAGCACCAGGAGCUCCGGACCUUCCUCAACCUUCUGGAGAACAGUUAUCUCCAGGAAUUCUUCUCCCAAGAUCCUUGUUUCAUGAUUUCAGAUAAGUACCUCCUGGCCAUGGUGUUGGUUUACUUCCGGCGUGCCCGUCUACCUCUCUGCGACUACACCCCCAGAAGCUUCUUCCUGGCAUUGUACCUUGCAAAUGACAUGGAGGAAGACCUAGAGAACCCCAAGUGUGAGAUUUUCCCGUGGGCACUUGGCAAAGACUGGCGCUAUUGGGUGGUAGACUUCCUGCACCAGAGGGAGAGGCUGUGGGCCCGCAUGGGCUUCCGCGCCGCUGUCAGCCGUGAGUGCUGCGAGGAGGUCAUGGCGAAGGAGCCCACUCACUGGGCCUGGACCCGAGCGCGGCAUCCCCACCAUGGAGCUGCUCAGAGGAGAUGCCCAGAGGCCCCAGUCCCCUUGCCUCGGGGCCCUGGGCUCUCACCCCCCUACUGCUCCCUCUGUAGUGUACGCCGAGAAAGCAGUGCCAAGCCCGGCAUCACCCUCACCCUCACCACUGCGCUGUGCGCGAGCCGGUUGUGA
Elephantulus edwardii (Cape elephant shrew) is the source of this 918-nucleotide messenger RNA. It is a transcript of the gene SPDYC, whose product is annotated as speedy/RINGO cell cycle regulator family member C. Lineage: Eukaryota; Metazoa; Chordata; Mammalia; Macroscelidea; Macroscelididae. The record is from RefSeq and is a predicted model, not a curated record. Bases 1 to 918 code for a protein of 305 amino acids. Gene Ontology annotation, biological process: positive regulation of cyclin-dependent protein serine/threonine kinase activity. Gene Ontology annotation, molecular function: protein kinase binding. The transcript is spliced from 8 exons.